UCCAUUCCCCCAUUGCAGAAUCGCAGUUUCUUCUUCAACCUUCAAGUUCCUCUUCAUUCUUCUCUCACUCUCGCAACAAAAAUGCCCGUCAUCGCUGCAAAACGCUCGUUGCGAUCUCACCCUUCCUCGCCUCCCCGCAAAUCGCCCCGCCGAUGCACCGCGGCAACCGCCAAUUCCUCCCCCAAUGUAAACAGUUUCGGCACAGAUGAAAACCAAGCUGAUCCGGCAGUUGUGAAACCCAGGUGGAAUCCCAAAGAUGGUGAGCAAAUAAAGGCGGUGAAGCUAGCAUUGCAUUUGUCCACUGCGCCACCUUCGGUUGUGUGCCGUGAGGAGGAGCAGAAUGUUGUUUUGGAGUUCUGCAAAGGGUGCGUUGAACAGAAAAAGGCUGGGAGUCUUUAUAUAUGCGGGUGUCCCGGAACCGGGAAAUCUUUGUCUAUGGAGAAAGUGAAAGAGCAAUUACUCAAUUGGGCUAAGGAGGCAGGUCUCCCGCUGCCCGAUGUUUUAUCUGUAAACUGUACAACUCUUGCCAGCACAUCGGAUAUUUUCACAAAGAUGAUUGGGUUGAACCAAGCGCAGGGUAAAAAGGUUUCAGCCUCGCCCUUACAGCAACUUCAUAACAUGUAUUCUCAGAAAUCAUCUAUCAAAAACAUGACAUUGAUAGUAGCUGACGAAUUAGAUUAUUUGAUAACCAAAGACAGAGCCGUUCUUCAUGAUCUUUUCAUGCUCACUACCUUUCCUUUUUCCAGAUGUAUAUUAAUAGGUGUAGCUAAUGCAAUUGACUUAGCUGAUCGUUUUCUUCCAAGACUUACAUCAUUAAAUUGCAAGCCUAUUGUUGUAAAUUUCCAGGCUUACUCGAAAGAUCAGAUCCUCAAGAUUCUCGAAGAAAGGGUAAAGGAACUUCCUUACAGUGUCUUUCAACAGCAGGCCCUGGAACUAUGUGCUAGGAAAGUUGCAGCAUCAUCCGGAGACAUGCGAAAUGCCCUUUCUAUAUGCCGGAGUGCAAUUGAGAUGCUUGAAGCAGAAAUUAGAGAAUCUGCCUGCAAUUUGAACAAUUCAUUGGAAGAGAUAUCAUUCUCCAAACAAAAUCUUCCCACAGCUCCUGAUUUUAUUAAAAAACGUGAAUUUGAUAUUGUAAGAACUGAUCAUAUGGCUCGUGCCUUGUCCAAGACUUAUAGAUCACCGGUAGUGGAUACGAUACAAUCAUUGCCACAUCAUCAGCAGAUUAUACUCUGCUCUUCAAUGAAUCACUUUCGUGGAGCUAAGAAAGAUGCAAUGCUCGGAGAGUUGUAUAAAUCAUAUGUGGGGAUAUGCAAAUCAUCUUUAAUUCCUCCAGCAGGAAUCUUGGAAUUUUCAAACAUGUGCAGAGUGUUAAGUGACCAGGGUCUUAUUAAACUAGGACAAUCUCGAGAGGAUAAAUUAAGAAGAGUGUCACCUAAAGUAAAUGAGGGUGAUAUUACUUUUGCAUUGCAGGGAAUACGGUUUUUUCACAACUGUCUUAAAUGAUUCUGAUGAUAGACCGGUAGUGUUCAUUCAACUUGACGUGAGAUCAAAGAUCCUUCAUUGGAUUAAGACAAGUUCCUCUGGUUCAAACCGGUGUCUGCAUUAUAUUAUAUUAUAUGAAGUGGUAUACUCGAUUAAAGCAUGGAGUUGAAAUCACUUCGGCAGAUUUUUUGCACAGAAAGCAGAAGCUAUUAGGGUAUAUUUUUUAUGCUUUUUUUAUUUCUCAAGAACUGGUUCGGGCAGUAUGAUUUAUGUAGCUUACCUCAGGCAGUUGUGGGAAAAGGUUGUAUUUUCUCAGGAGCAAAAAAUAGCAAUAGAUACAUUAAUUUCAUACUAAUAAAUUAAUUUUUUUCAGA
Messenger RNA from Vigna unguiculata (cowpea), 1856 nucleotides. It is a transcript of the gene CDC6, whose product is annotated as cell division control 6. Gene Ontology annotation, cellular component: nucleus. Gene Ontology annotation, molecular function: ATP hydrolysis activity; DNA replication origin binding. The record is from RefSeq and is a predicted model, not a curated record. Gene Ontology annotation, biological process: cell division; mitotic DNA replication checkpoint signaling; DNA replication initiation. NCBI's taxonomy places the organism in Eukaryota, Viridiplantae, Streptophyta, Magnoliopsida, Fabales, Fabaceae.